Messenger RNA from Malaclemys terrapin pileata, 4822 nucleotides. RefSeq names its product cytochrome P450 2K4-like. Lineage: Eukaryota; Metazoa; Chordata; Testudines; Emydidae. Gene Ontology annotation, biological process: xenobiotic metabolic process. The record is from RefSeq and is a predicted model, not a curated record. Gene Ontology annotation, molecular function: heme binding; iron ion binding; oxidoreductase activity, acting on paired donors, with incorporation or reduction of molecular oxygen, reduced flavin or flavoprotein as one donor, and incorporation of one atom of oxygen. The coding region runs from base 125 to 1615 and encodes 496 amino acids. The transcript is spliced from 9 exons. Gene Ontology annotation, cellular component: intracellular membrane-bounded organelle; cytoplasm.
UGCAGUAGCUAAUAUGACGGGCAUUAGUGCUUCACGCUACUAAUUUCUUCCAACGGACACUGAUCAUAUUUUUAUUGCACCCUUUGCAUUUUACCCUGUGCAGCAAUUUGCUUAUUGAAAGGCAAUGGAGUGGACGGAUCCCAUUUCCAUAUUUUUACUUUUUGUCCUGACUGUUCUGUUUAUUAUGAAAACUGAAAAAUUCUGGAAUAGCAACUUCCAAGAGGAUUUCCCCCCGGGACCAAAGCCUUUACCCAUCAUUGGAAAUCUGCAUAUAAUGGACCUGAAGAGGCCCUACCGGACUAUGCUGGAGCUGUCAAAAAAAUAUGGCCCAGUCUUCAGCAUUCAGAUGGGAUGCCAGAAAAUGGUGGUGCUCUCGGGAUAUGAGACAGUGAAGGAGGCUCUUGUGAACCAGGCAGAUGCAUUUGCAGAGAGACCUAAAGUCCCAGUACUUGAAGAGAUUUCAAAAGGAUAUGGUGUUAUUUUUUCUCACGGCAAUAACUGGAAAGUGAUGCGAAGAUUUACUCUCACGACCUUACGAGACUUUGGAAUGGGCAAGAGGGCCAUAGAGGACCGGAUUGUUGAAGAAUAUGGAUUUCUGAUGAAGGAUAUUGAAUCUCAUAAAGGAAAGCCCUUUGAUAUCGCUACAAUUAUGAAUGCUGCAGUUGCCAAUAUCAUUGUGUCAAUAUUACUUGGAGAACGGUUUGACUACAAAAAUCCCACAUUCUUAAGACUACUAAGUUUGAUGAGUGAAAACGUCAGGCUGGCUGGAAGUCCGUCAGUUACGCUAUAUAACAUGUUCCCAGCCCUUGGAUUUCUACUCAGGAAUUACAAGAUUCUUUUGCAAAACACAAGUGAAUUUCACUCUUUUAUACAGCGUACUUUCAUAGAACACCUGAAAGAACUGGACAAAAAUGAUCAGAGAAGUUUUAUUGAUGCAUUCCUUGUAAGACAGCAGGAGGAGAAAAGUAAUCCCAAUGGAUAUUUCCAUAAUGCCAACUUAAAAAGCCUUGUGCAAAACUUGUUUGCUGCUGGCAUGGAGACCACUUCCACCACGCUGCGCUGGGGACUUCUGCUAAUGAUGAAAUACCCCCAAAUUCAGAGCAAAGUCCAAGAAGAGAUCGCAAGAGUUAUAGGAUCAGCCCAGCCACGAAUCGAACAUCGAACUCAAAUGCCGUAUACGGAUGCAGUUGUCCAUGAAAUUCAGAGGUUCGCUAAUAUCCUGCCCAUGGACUUGCCUCAUGAAACCACUGAGGAUGUGACUCUUAAAGGCUACUUUAUUCCAAAGGGAACUUACAUCAUCCCCUUACUGGCCUCUGUACUGCAGGAUGAAUCUCAGUGGAAGAAACCAGAUACAUUCAGUCCUGAGCAUUUUCUUGACUCCAAAGGAAAGUUUGUAAAGCAAGAGGCUUUCAUGCCUUUUUCAGCAGGUCGGAGGAUCUGUGCAGGUGAGACUCUUGCCAAAAUGGAGCUCUUCCUCUUCUUUACGAGCCUCCUGCAGCGGUUCACUUUCCAUCCUCCUCCUGGAGUUACCAGCUCAGACCUGGACCUCACCCCGGCGGUUGGGUUUACCACCCCCCCAAUGUCCCAUAAGAUCUGUGCUGAGCCACGUUCUUAGAGCUCCUUGCUUUAGGCCAGGUCUCACUACAAAGUUUGGCAGAUAUACAUAUGAUAGUCAGAAAAUCACAUGCCUGACAUAGCUAUGUCAGCAACACCCUCCCCCCAUGUAGAUGCAGUUUAUACCAAGAGAAGAGUCUUUGUAAAUAAUAAAUGGAGAUAUCCCAUCUCCUAGAACUGGAAGGGACCCUGAAAGGUCAUAGAGUCCAACCCCCUGCCUUCACUAGCAGGACCAAGUACUGAUUUUGCCCCAGAUCCCCAAGUGGCCCCCUCAACAAUUGAACUCACAACCCUGGGUGUAGCAGGCCAAUGCUCAAACCACUGAGCUAUCCCUCCCCCCUUUGUGAUGAUCUACUUGAUGUUGUUCAGGGAGGUAGUUUAAGGUCCUGGCAAAAUAUCUCAUUUUGCCAGCAUAUGCUGGGUCUCCACUACAGGGCUUUGCUGGUAUAGUUACGCAGGUCUAGCUAUAUCAGCAAAGCCGUUGUGAUGUAGACUAACCCUUACUCAUGUGUAUCUUCAGGUUCUCCCUGGUACGCUGCCGUGCACUGGCCUUUGGCUAUGGUUUGACCCAUGAUUUGUUAGGACCCCAUCCUAGCCGCAGUUACACCAAUGGGCAACUCCAUUGACUCCAAUGACGUUAGCAAGGUUGCAUGGGUGUAACUGGGACUAGAGUCUUGUACUGCCCGUUACAUUGUACAACCUCAGAGGAGCCUCCGUGCCUAGCCCAGAACUUGGCCAUUCGCAAAAUCACACAUUACUGUGCAACCAAGAGGCAACAUCCACCGGAGCGGGAGCUGAAACAGCAGACUGAUGCAGAACACACGGUCCAAUGUCCUCUGCACCAAAAUCUCCUGGAUGUUGCUAUCUGCACAGAUGCUGACCCUGCAUCUUCAGCAGUUAUUACCCCGUACGUUGAUGAUUUCCAACUCGAUGGGAGGGACCUCAGAGAAGUGAGGAGUCUGCUCCGGAGGGAGGUGUGGUGAUGACUUUCAGUACCAAAAAAGGAACCUCUGCACUACCAGGGCUGCCCCUGACCUCUGAAACUAUAUGUAUCUGAACACAGAUGAAGGAUUGUAAGAAUUACACAAAGUAAGUAACAGCUAGAGAAACACAGCAGAGAACAAGAACCUUUGUCCUAAAAUACACUUCAAAGGCCUGGGGGAAGUGUAUUUGGGGAGCAAAAAAGAUACCUUGGCAUCCUGCACCUAGCAUGUAAACAGACAGCGGGUUUACAUUCUUAAAAACUGGAUCACAAUCAGGCUUGGUGAAAUGCUGCAAAAGACAUUUGGGGUGAGAUAAACUUACUUAGAUUGGAGGUUAGCCUGGCAAGUUAAGUUAAGUUUAGCCUUUAGAAAGCAUGUUAUACUUGCUGGCAGAGGCAAUGUGUGUGGGUGCGGGGGGGGGCAUCCCCCCAAGAUUGCUCAGUCACAUGGUGCGGCCAGGCCCUCUCCCUACACAGUAGCUGAGCCAGGGAGCUGCGCCAGGGAGGGAGAGGCAGAGGCAGGAGGAACAGCUGGGAGCUGCUCAGAGGGUGAUUUAACUCUGCAGAGAGGCAAAGGAAGUUGGAAGCAUGCAUUUCACAACGAUAUUAAUGGCCAGCCUGACCAUGGUUUCAUUUAAGAUCUUCCAUGAUACUCUUUGGUGAACCAGAGUGUACAUACCAAGAUCAGUAUAUGCUUGUAACCCAGUUGGCAUUGAGGGGUUUUAGGGUCACACCCCCAUACCAGAGUUCUCUAUUCUCCCCCUCCUGCCAAAGGCUGUGUGCUGCACACCCCCAUUUCCUGCCAUCCCCACUUCACCCCAACCAUUCUUCUUCUUUCUGUCUGGGGGCUAAGUCAUUCCAGAUGUCACCAUGUUAAAUUCUAUUGGGAGGAUGGGUAGAGUUAAGAGAAAUGGGUAUCCUUAUACUAGAAAGCACUAACUCAACCAUCAACCAGCCGUUUGAGUGCUAGACAAUUGCAGAGGUGUUUGAGUCUGUGGCUGUGAUAAAGAGCUGGCAGGGACUUCAUAUGUCUUCCAUUUCCCCCUUUUGGUUUUUAUUAUCCCCCAAAAUCAAUGGAUUUCUGACCAUCGAUGCCUAGAAUAGUCCCUGAAAUUUUAGAAUUGAUUAUUGUGAUACAGACAGAGAAAUGUCAAGUCAAGUGUAAGGCCUUCACACAGGGCUGGAUUUCCCCAUCCCUGGGCUCAUGGUGACCACAGGGUCACAGCACUGCUCAGGUUUGGCCUGGCCUCCCUUCUGUUAUGAUGGAGAAGCAGUAAGGCCAAAUUUGAGUGAGUGGCAUUGUAACCUGACACAUGGGCUCACGGCACUGCUUAGGUUUGCUUCACCUUAUGAAUCUGGGCCCUACACAUGUGCCUACUUGCCUAUGCAUUAAUCCAGCCCUGCCUUCACAAGAUCAGCCAAGUAGGAAAAUGGCAAGCGUAGCUGUCUCACUAGUGUUUGUACCUCAACCAACUAACAAGUGUUAUAACUACACUUAGCUAUCUCUGCACUAGGAUUGCAACAUUUAUUGAUAUGUUAAAAGUACACUGAUUUUCCUACUACAGACAAGCCCUGAAAGAGAGAAACUGAGGCAGAGGGUAAGGCCAAGUUUUUCAAACUUGUCCAAACAUGGAUCAAGAUACGUUUGUAACCCCGUUGCCAGUUGGCAUUGAGGGUUUUUUGGGUUACACCACCCAUACCAGGGUUCUCUAUGCUCCCCCUCAUGCCAUAGGCUGUGUGCACCCUCCUCUCCCCCAUUUUCCACCAUUCCCAAUUCUCAACCAUCAUUCUUCUUUCUGUCUGGACAUUAAGUCAAUCAGGCUGUCAAACGGGUUAGACAAACACUUGGCAGAAAUGGUCUAAUUAUUACUUAGUCCUGCUUUGAGUGCAGGGGACAGGACUAGAACUAGAUGACCUAUUAAGGUCCCUUCCAGUCCUCACUUCUGUGAAACCUCUUCUUCCUUCUCUUCCAGUUCUAAGACUAUGUUUUGGGGAAAUGUACAUUAAAAGGAUUUUAGAAGGAUGCCAGUGUAUUCAAUUUAUUAAAAGUCUGUUUCCUUAGCUAAUUAUGAAAAUAGUCAAUAUGAAGCUAACAUUUGUAUGUCUUUAUUGUCUUCUAUCAACUCAAAUGCAGUGAUAAAUGUAUAUUGUUUAAAUAAUCAGUUCUGAUCACCUAACAUCUCAAAAGUUGAGUAUCUUGUCCUAUAAAUAAAGAUUCUAUCUGCA